Messenger RNA from Nycticebus coucang (slow loris), 572 nucleotides. It is a transcript of the gene GHRL, whose product is annotated as ghrelin and obestatin prepropeptide. Gene Ontology annotation, molecular function: growth hormone-releasing hormone activity; ghrelin receptor binding. Gene Ontology annotation, biological process: gastric acid secretion; regulation of response to food; negative regulation of inflammatory response. Gene Ontology annotation, cellular component: extracellular region. Bases 89 to 442 code for a protein of 117 amino acids. The transcript is spliced from 4 exons. The record is from RefSeq and is a predicted model, not a curated record. Lineage: Eukaryota; Metazoa; Chordata; Mammalia; Primates; Lorisidae.
UGCUGGGCUUCUACCCGAACAAAUUCUGAAGCAUACUGAGAGAACGAAAAGCCUGAAGAUCUUCUCUCCCCCAGGCCCACCUGCAGCCAUGCUCUCCCUGGGGACCAUCUGCAGCCUACUGCUCCUCAGCGUGCUCUGGGUGGACGUGGCCAUGGCAGGCUCCAGCUUCCUGAGCCCCGAUCAUCAGAAGAUCCACCAGAGAAAGGAGUCCAAGAAGCCACCAGGCAAACUGCAACCCCGAGCUCUAGAAGGCUGGGUCCGCCCAGAAGAUGGAAGCCAGGAAAAUGGGGCAGAGGACGAACUGGAAAUCCGGUUCAACUCCCCCUUGGAUGUUGGAAUCAAGCUGUCAGGGACUCAGUACCAACAGCACAGCCAGGCCCUAGGGAAGUUUCUUCAGGACAUCUUGUGGGAAGAGGCCAAAGAGGCCCCAGCGGACAGGUGAUCACAUACAAGACUGGCUCAGCUCCUUGUCCUCCCACGAUUGGAAGCUCUCAUCUGGCUUUUAGAUUGCUUCUGCAGCAACUCCCAGUACUACUAUACUAGCUCAGGAGGUGAAUAAAGUUCAAACUGUA